Anopheles nili is the source of this 948-nucleotide messenger RNA. RefSeq names its product alpha-tocopherol transfer protein-like. Bases 1 to 948 code for a protein of 315 amino acids. Gene Ontology annotation, molecular function: phosphatidylinositol bisphosphate binding. The transcript has 3 exons. Gene Ontology annotation, cellular component: membrane. NCBI's taxonomy places the organism in Eukaryota, Metazoa, Arthropoda, Insecta, Diptera, Culicidae. The record is from RefSeq and is a predicted model, not a curated record.
AUGCCAAAAAUACGUGCUAUUUCCAGCGAGCUAGAGGAGGUUGCUAAAUAUAAACUGAAUGAAGAUGUAACACAAGUGGAAAGCCAUAUAAAAGUAAUCAGAUCGUGGUUAGCAGAGGUUGAUCUACAAUGCAACCUUCUUGAUGAUCAGAUACUAAUGGCAUUUCUUCGGGGUUGCAAGUUCAGUCUGGAAAAGAUGAAGAAAAAGCUAUUGUUAUUCUUUCAAAUUCGUUCAGAGCUCCCGGAAGUUAUUCAAAAUCGUGACCCGACGAACAGUGCGGUGUUGAAAAUUAUCAAAAUGGGUGUGGCCACUCCUCUUCCGAAAACCAACAAGCCAACGGAUCCAAAAUUGUUCAUAAUUCGAGUCGGAAACUUCGACGUUGCCGAGUGUACUUUUGCAGACGUGAUGAAGGUGGGCACGAUGAUGAAUGAUAUCCUGAUGCGGGACGAUGAUCAAAUGGUGAUCUGUGGCAUGGCAAUCAUAAUCGACUUAAAAGGAGUGACUGCCGGUCAUUUGAUGCAUUUCGAGAUGGAACUGUUGAGGAAAAUCGCGAUAUUGAAUCAGGACGCUUCGCCGUUACGCAUGCAAGGUAUACAUAUACUGAAUCCUCCACCAGGUGCUCAAACUGCUUUGGCAAUAUUUAAUGGAUUAUUAUCAGCGAAAAAUCAACAUAAAAGGAUCUAUACACAUGGCCGCGAACUUGGCUCUUUGCACGAACAUUUUCCUCCUGAGAUAUUACCAAAGGAAUACGGUGGAGAUCUGGACUCGUUAGACGCCAUCACCAAGCAAUGGGAAACCACAUUGAUUGAAAAUCGAUCGUACCUUCUCGGUAUGGCUGAAAUGAAUAGCACUCAUUCAAAUACUUCAUCGUCGGGAACUAAAGCAAAAACUAACUCGAAUCAUAUAUUUGGAACGGAGGGCAGCUUUCGGAAACUAAAUUUUGACUGA